CGGUUCUGCAGACCUAUGGUUGCGCGCACGCCGUGCCGUGCGCCGCAAAUCAGGCGGCCGGAGCCGGCGGGUGCAACCCGCCCCCGUGUGGCUGGGGCUCCCGGGGCCGUCCGCCGCUGUCAGUCGGAGUCAAGACCGGGGAAGGUGCGGGUCUGCGCGGACGGGCGGCCGGCUAAGAGGCACACUGCCCCUCCAGUUUCAGCCGGGGCUGGUAUCCAUUUCGACUGCCCCCCUCCCCGCGCCCCCUGCCCCCCGUCCUCUUAAAUGACCGCAAGCGGGCGAGCCCCCUGAAAGCAAGGAAAAGAAAAUACAAACAAACAAAAAAAGGAGAUGUUAGAGCCACUUCGGUCUGUGCGAGGGCCAUCCGAACAUUUCUGAAUGUAGGGCUGUGAGACCGAUGCCUGCCAGUUAGCCGGACUGCGAUAGCGAGAGUGUCUUGCACGGUCAGCGGGCAUGUCCGCGUCAGCUACAAACCCGUCUCACCAGCAGCAGCAGCAGCAGAGAAUGAGACGCGGCAAUGCGGCGUCCCCCACCUCCGCCAACAACAGCAGUAGCAGCAGCAACGGCAGCACCCGGCUGCAGCCCAUCCGCGCCACCGUGCCCUACCAGCUGCUGCGGGCGAACCAGCAGAGCCCGACCCGCUCCCCCUCCUCCUUUUCGGUGGGCAGCAACACGGGACCGGCGUCCUCCCGCUGCCCCAGCCCGCCCAGCCCGACGCCGCUGCUCUCCAACCCGGGGGCCGGCGGCUCCGCGGAGGGCAGGCUGAUCGGGAGGCACCGGCGGUCCCCCGACAGCAAGAGCUCGCCCGAGAGGAGCCCGAACUCGCCCGUCUACAGAGUUGAGAGAGCAAAAUCGCAGCAGAUCAGAAGCUCCAGCUCCAUCAGGCGGACUUCCUCUCUGGACACAAUAACAGGACCUUACCUCACAGGACAGUGGCCUCGUGACCCCCAUGUGCACUAUCCUUCAUGCAUGAAAGACAAAGCCACACAGACUCCCAGUUGCUGGGCUGAAGAAGGAGCUGAAAAGAAGGGCACACAUCAGCGGUCAGCAUCGUGGGGAAGUGCUGACCAGUUGAAAGAGCAGAUCGCGAAGCUGCGGCACCAGCUGCACCGCAGCAAGCAGAGUGGGCGUCACGGCAAAGAGAAGGACCGCCACUCCCCGCUCCCCGGCAACCACGCGGCCGCCAGCCAGACUCAGGCAGCUGUGCCCAGGUCUGUCCCGAUGCCAUUGUCAAACAUUCCAGUGCCAAAGUCAGCCAUUUCCAGGGUCCCGAGCAGCAUGGAGGGCAUAAAUCAUGAGCUGGAGAAGGUCUUCAUCAGAGACAGCGGAGAGAAGGAGGUGGGUAUAAAGCCCCUGGACGUGCCCGACGGCCGGCGCGCGCCAUUCCCGCCCCAGUGCCGCAGCAGCAGCAGCAGCACCCGCAGCGUGGACACGCAGACGCCCUCCGUGCAGGAGCGCAGCAGCAGCAGCCGCAGCAGCAGCCACUCGCCCUGCUGCCCGCCGGGGUCCCAGGACGGAAGCCCGUGCUCGGCGGAGGACCUCCUGUACGACCGGGACAAAGACAGUGGGAGUAUUUCACCCCUGCCUAAGUUUGCCUCCUCUCCUAAACCAAACAACAGCUACAUGUUCAAACGAGAACCCCCAGAGGGAUGUGAGAGAGUCAAGGUCUUUGAGGAAAUGGCGUCUCGUCCAUCGAGCUCAGUCCCACUGUUUUCAUGUCCCGACAAAAACAAGGUAAACUUCAUCCCCACGGGCUCGGCGUUCUGUCCCGUGAGACUGCCCGGCUCCUCGCUCCUCGUGACCCCUCCUGGCCCCGCGUUCACGGGGCCCCCCGGCCCGGCCCCCACGCCCAGCGCCGGCCAUAGCGCAGCCCCGACCACUGUGACUGUCGGGCAGGUCUCCUCUCAGGUCUCGGUCCACACCAGCACGGCGGACUCCCCCGAAGGCCUCGCCCAGCCUCCGGCGCGACGGCUCUCCCCGGCACUUCAGGAGUCGACGCCAGACGAGCUCUCGGCCUCUCAGAGCUACGCGGCCCUUUAGUCCCCGGCAGAGCGGGGCCUCUGCCUCCUCCUGAGGCCGUCUUGCUAAAUUUAACAUCUGCAUGGAGUAGCGACAAUGUCCAGAACAAAACCUUUUAGUGUUCUUAGCAUAUCGGUAAACACUGUUCUUGGCAGGGAUAGAAUUCAUCUCCUUUAACUCUGUAAUAAGCAGUAACGCUUGCAUAAAACAAGAAACAAAGACAUGCUACAUGCUUCAUUAAAUGUUUUAAUUGGAAUUGGAGGGAGGGGGGAGGGUUGUUGGGGGUGAGUAAUGCAUCUCAUAUCAGUAGUACGUUUAAAUAUAUAAGUUCUGUGUCCUGUGUUCUGUUUCCACAUCCACAGUCUGAAUAAGCUCUAUAUCAAAACAACAAAAAAAAUGCCUGUCUAAAUUGAAACUGUGUAUUGCUGUGUCAGUUAUGUAAUGGGGGAAAAAAAAUGCUGUACUUUUCAGGAUUAUGUUUACACUCAAUCCAGGUUAUGUUUCUAAACUUCUCUAGACAUACAAUGCAAAAAAAGAAAACGAAAAAAGAAAAAAAAUGGCCACAACCAUUGCACAGUGCCCUCUUCAGGCUUAGCUUCAGGUAUUUCUUUCGAAGUCUUAACUCAGGUAAUUUGGAAUGUAUCUGUGUAGAGAUGUAUUGAAUCUGUGGCUUUCAAAGCUUAAGGAGUUAACAAUAAGCAUCACUCUCUUGCCUUUCCUUUUUGUACAUCGGUCUUUUCUCAUGACAUUCCAUGUUCUUGGAAUAAGUGCUUUCUGAUCUAAGGGCCAAUUCUUGGAUUGGGCAACGUUACCAUAACCAGCAGAAACUGUGAUGUCUGACAUCACAAAUUACACGUUGAACGUUUUUUGAAAAACAAAAAUGUGGCAUUUCGGAAUAUUCAGGUGUUUCUCAUUCUAUGACUGUUAAGAUGUUGCAAGUGAGUGUUCAGUGCUCCAGGAUGUACAUAGUAAACAUUCCAUGUGUGUUCAUCAAAUCAGUGAAACUGAAGAGAGAAGGACAUCAAAAAAUCUGGGGGACAGGAGAGGCUCAGUCUGCUUCCUUGACAGCUUAAGAUGUUAAAAUUAUAUUUUUCUUGAACAGGAUUAUCACUUAGUUUAUUCCUUGGCCUUUAACCCAACUCGCUUCUCAGUCUGUGAGGGAGAGGAGAUAGGAGGAGGUCCUAUAUUUCAUUAACUAGAAAAUUUAGUCGUUCUUUUUCGGCCAUACUUUUUAAUAAUUGAUUUUCAGCUAAUGAGAUGGCACCAGAACUCUUGCACAAUUAUAUGAUGUUUAACACACUUUAUUACCUUAAAUUCUUCCCAGGCACAGUAAAGCUGAACAAACUGACAGUCGUUCAUUUUUAUUUGUAUGUGGUUUUACUGUUGUUUCCAAGCUCUUCUCCUCCCUUUGCCAGGUUAGACAUGGCUUUAAAAUGGCUCAAGCUGAUGUCAAUUUAUCAAGCACCUUUCUGUUUGUGAUUUAGUGUGGUGUUCCGGUAGCAAACAUUCACGUUAUUUUUUUGAUGAGCUAGAUAAGUGUGCAAUAAAGGUUAUGUUCAUCUACAUUUUGAAAGUAACUUUAAAUGUUACUCUAAAUUGAGAGAAGAUUACAGUCUACUGGAUUGACGAAACCUGAGCGACCUAAUUAUUGGUUUUAUUACACCCUUUCAUGCUUUUUCAAGUCUACCAUCACUUUUUCCUCACAUCUGUGGUCAUACCCUUUUAAUUAUACAUAGUAAGCUAUUCAUUUUCCUAACACUGGGGGACUGAUACAUAUCAUACCUCUGUAACUGUACUAUAUAUUAGCUAUAGAAACAUUUUCGCUUGGUAUAUAGUAUAGUAUAUUCCUAGGCCUCUUAGAUUCAGUAAAACAGGAGAGACUGCUUAACAGGACCGACUGCUAGUACACAAUGAACAAUUUUAUUCACAGUGAUAUGUUCCUAAUACAGGGAUCUCCAACCCUGGUCCCUGUUCAGUCUUGCAGGUCACCUAUUUACCAAUAAUGGAAGUUCAAUGUUCAGCUAAGGGAACUAAGGACUUUGAUGAUAUUCUGAUUUUGGUUCCAAAUGAUCUCGAAUUUAAUUAACGUACCAAAAAAGUAAUUUUUCAUUAAAAGGCUUAAGUGCUCCAAGCCUUUAGAAAUUGAUGAUUAAAACAGGGGUCUCAAGUUCAGUUCCUGGAAUUGUCUUCUCGUUUUUGGUCAAAUCACAUUCUCAGUUACAGAAGUGGGCUAAUUAUUAAUUGGCUGUAGGAAUGUAACUUCUUACCUGGCUCUGAGGUGUUGUGGGGUAACAGUACCUUUAAAGAAGUUAAUGUCUUCGUGCAAUCAACGUUAAAGGGCCUUAAGAGCACACCUAAAAGUCUAAUUAAGAAAAUAUUUGGGUUAAUUGUUUAAUUGAUAACUUGGGUUGAAACAAAAAAAAAAACAGAAGAGCCAAGAUCCUCAAGGAUCUGAGUUUGAGACUACUGAUUGGUUACCUAUAAAACCUGCCAGCUAGGGUCAAGAACAGCCACUCAAGGACCAAGGUCAGAGUGACCUGCAGGCCCAGUAAAUACCCAUGUACUGUAAAUGCCUUUUUUCAGUUGUUUGAUACCAAAUCAAAUUAUGUUCAGAUAAUAGGAACAUGUAAACAUAAAGCUGCAAUAUGGUCUGGACACAUUCCUUCAAUGCUUACAGUGCUCUUUAAAGUCCUCUUGCUGUCCCGCAAUUCUGCGCACAAUGGCAAUAACAAUCCCCACGUUUUCCCCCAGACACAAAGGGGAUAUGCACUUUCCCCACUUGCACAAAAAAAGGGUGAAAUAAAACAGAUGAAUCUCUGUUUGCGAGGGUUGUGCUAACAAAAUAUUCGGCAGAGUUCAAAGUAAAAAUAUUUCAAAACGCAAUUCCUUAAUGAAUGUGGUAGAAGCCUUGUAGAAUACAACACAGUUCCCGUAUCUUCUGCCAGUCAGGGUGAGAAAUGUUCCCGUCCUCCAAACCAGUGUGUUUAUGGUGAUUAAAAUCACUAUUGCAAAAUCAGUAUAUUACUAUUGUAAAAAAAUCCAGGUUAAGGUUUCCCAGUCCCUACUAGUAUGUCCUGUUAAUAGCUAUUUUCCAGUGUCUCCUACACCCACGGUAUAGGAAUUUAAAAUUGUUUAAAAGCUUGUUUGAAGUUUGUAUAUAGUUCCACUGUAAUAUCAAGCCACUGUGCUAAACAGUAUUUAUGAGCUGCCACACCACACUUUAAUUUAUGCAGUGUGUGGCUUUUGUUUUGUAUUUUUCAAUAUAGAGCUCUUGUGUCUUAUUUAAAUAAAGUUAUUAGCAGAACCAAAACAACACUAUUGGUAAUUGAAUUAAUAUUACACCUUCUUAUAUUUGUUUUUUUUUUACUUUGAUUUUGGGUUUAACAGGAUAGGAGGAGCAGGCUCAGUGACAUUGACAACAGAUAACCCUAGGUACACCUGGGAAUAUCCAUCCUGGUCUUUAUAUAAAGUAGAAUUGUGAAUUAUGCUGAGGCAAUGUGUCAUUUUGGGAACAUCAUGCUUUCAGACUCCAAUGUACAUGGAAUUCUGGUCUCGGUAAUUGAGCUGUAAGAUGUAAUCUGAUCAUGACAAAUGCCAUCAGAAGAAAGCUCUGAUCUAACAUGAAUUAUAAGAUGGACUACUAAACGUGAAAUAUGAAAAGCGCCACAAAGCUGCUUUGACACAAACUUGCAUUGCUUUUGCUUUUAAGCAGUACAUUUGAGGUGCAGGACCCUCAAAUUUUGAACACAUUUUGCUUUGCGAUACUGUAGGUCACUGUAGAUCACACAAUGAAAUGCUUAAAAUGGAGCUAUAAGUGCCGAACAUUUUAAUGUAACAUUAAAACACUGUGUAAACGUAUUCAACAUUCAAAUUCAAACAUUUAAUUUUUUUUGCUCCCUUA
Molecule: messenger RNA, 5920 nt
Organism: Lepisosteus oculatus (spotted gar)
Lineage: Eukaryota; Metazoa; Chordata; Actinopteri; Semionotiformes; Lepisosteidae
Gene: glcci1a
Product: glucocorticoid induced 1a
Cellular component (GO): cytoplasm
Source: RefSeq, a predicted model, not a curated record